AAGUACAAUCAUGACCUUUUCUCUAAUCAUAAUCAUGCAGUUGUAUUCCUUUUUAUCAGUCUCUCUCUGUCUCCAUUACUUGUCCAAAUCAAACAUCAACUUACUAAUCUCUGUUGCAUUAACUGAUUAAUAAUCAACUGAAGGGUCUUAUUCGUGGCAGUUCCACAAUCUCGUCUUUUUCUGUUCUUUCCUUUGAUGUUGCUUUUAGCUUGCUAUCAUUUCCCACUCUUAUUUUCUGACUCUUUAACCUUUUAAAGAUUGCUUUCAAGUAACAAAUCCCACCAGAGGGAGAUUUCGCAAUAAAACAAACAUCGGACCAAGUUCUACAACUUUUUAACCAAGUUAGUUCUAUGACAACGGCGCUUGUUCUUCUCGUUCUGGUUUCGGCCUAAAGCCCUUUGCUUCUCUCUUAGCGAUCGAAUUCCUUUUCUUUGGGCCCAUUUCAGAUGGGUGAAAACGAAGGAGAAACGGCCAAGAAGCAAACCCAACAAUCACAGCAGCAGCAGCUUUCAUCUUCUCCAAAAGACCCUCUUGAGGAAACACCAGAAACGAGACCACAGCAUCACCAACAGCCACCGUCGUCUCUUGUCGUCACUGCAGCUCCUUUUAUCUCUACUCUUUAUGUUCCAAUCGGCGCAACUUCCUCUGCUUUUGACCAACAAUUUGAGACUGUGACCCCCAAGAGACCCAGAUAUGCUACUGCACAAUGGAAAAUAUUACCAUCUCCACCCCAACAACAACAACAAACACAGACCGCGAUGGCUACUAUUGCCACCCACGAAUCAAGCCCAUCACCAUCAGCAAAUCCCACUUCCACCACCAACCCUCACACCCAACAACUUCACACUACAGCUGCCUCCUCCUCGGACACGGCGUCGUCUCCCCCACACUCUCCCCUCGCUUCUCUCUCCGCAGCUUCUGGUCACGAGACAACCAAAACGGAAGGACAACAACCCCACCACCAGUUCAGAAAAGGCAAGUAUGUGAGCCCAAUUUGGAAACCAAAUGAGAUGUUAUGGUUAGCCAGAGCUUGGCGAGUCCAAUACCAAGGUGGUUAUGAUGCCUCUGGUUCAUCUUCAAGAACUGAGCACCCAGAUAUUGGUCAAACCACCGGCGGUGAAGUCACAGUCCAGUCAACGAGGGGGAAAACGAGAGCUGAUAAAGAUAGAGAGGUGGCAGAUUUCUUACAAAGGCAUGGGGUAAAUAGAGAUGCAAAAACAGCGGGUACAAAAUGGGAUAACAUGUUGGGCGAGUUUAGAAAGGUAUAUGAGUGGGAGAGAGGCGGUGAGAGAGAUCAAGUAGGAAAGAGUUAUUUUAGACUUUCUCCUCAUGAAAGGAAGCAAUAUAGAUUGCCUGCUUCUUUUGACGAGGAAGUGUUUGAAGAGUUGUCCCAAUAUAUGGGUUCUCGCAUGAGAACUUCGAGCAGAGCUGCCAUCGGUACCGCUGAUGAUGGUAGGUCUGCUCUUGCUGGUGCAAGAAGCCUUCCUCUCCCCCCUCUUUUCAAAGAAGAUGACUACUCCGUCUCAGCAAGGACAAAACAAGUCAUGCCCAGUGGAAGUGAAGCUUACUUUCAGAGUAGUAGAGGGAGUCUACUAGGGUUUGAAUCUUCGAUGGACGUGGCUGCUGGUGCUGCUUCAUCAUCAAAGGAGCUUCGUAGAAUUGGUAAAAUAAGAAUGACAUGGGAAGAAUCAGUAAAUUUAUGGGCUGAAGAAGGGGAACAUAGAGGGAGAGUGAGGAUUCAAGGAUCAAGCUUUUUGAAUGCAGAUGAGCUUACAUUCUUUGACGAUUCGAUGGUAGCUUGCACCAUGGAAAUCUUCGAAGAUGGACCUCUAAAAGGUUUCUCAGUUGAUGGAUUCGUUCCUGGCCAACAAGUGAAAGUGUUUGGCAGAAGAAAGUCUUCUGCUUCAGCUUCUGGUUUCGUUGAAAGAGUUCCGCCUCCGUCCAUUGAACCUCCAGUAAGAUCGAUUCCAGCGUGGGAUUUUCAAGACCCAACUGAAUAUUACGUGGGCUGUCUUCGAGUUCCACCAACAGCACUUCCAAACUUGUUUGAACUCUCAUGGUAUUUACAGGAGCCACCACCCGAAGAACUACGCUUCCCACUAAGGAAAGAUGUUUAUAGAGAUUUGCCACAAGGCAAAGAACAGUUCUUCACUACUGCUUCUGAAUUGUUAGAUUGUAGAGGCAUCGCGUUUGAUAUCUUGAGCUCAGUUAUCCGAACUAACCCUAGCAUCAGUGGUGCCACUGCUGCGAGUAGAGACUCUUAUAUUGGCAUUUGGGAUGAUUGCAUUAAUAGGGUUGUGUCGAAAUUUUGUUCUGUUGAAGUGGUUAUAGUUAGAAAAGCAUCUUCUUCUUCUCCAUCGUUGGUGGAUACGUUGCAGGACCAGUGGCCAAACGUUACAGGAUUUGUUAGAAACUUUUGUUUGUGGAGAGGAGAGGAAGCUGACCAGUUGAGAGAAGGGCAGGCUGAUCCCUCUUCUACCAUAGUAGAGAAGCUUUUAUGGACAUAUAUGGACAUCCCGUAUAUUCUGGGCUACUAUGCAGUUGGCUACUCGGUAACAUUUUGUGCAUUGUAUCGAUCACAAGAUCGAAUAAUCCGAACCGAUCUCUGUGCUGUAGACCUAUCUUCGCCGGUGGAGAGAUUAAAAGCCCUUGUGCCAUGUUACAGAAUAGCUGGGUUAUUGCCAUUGUUAGCUGAACGCUGCUUCAACAACAUCAAUAAUGGAGGAACUUUUAAGCAGUUAACCUUCAGUGAUUUUGAAAGAGUGGACGCGGGUGAUGGAAACAUUAUUGAAAUGACACCCAACACAGUUACAAGAUUCUUCCCCAGCAAGAGAAAAUGGGCAGCAGUCAAAGAAAUAUAUGAUUAUCUUGACCAGAGAAUCCCACACGCAGAAUUUAUAUUCCGAUCACUGGAAAAAGAUUUGGCAUUGGUGUUUAAACCUCGAGGUGUGAAAUUUAAGCCGAUAAACUGUGAGCAACUGGUAGAGGCUCUAAAAUACGUGACCAAAGCCUUGGUAGCUCUGCAUGAUUUAUCUUUCAUGCACAGGGACCUGAGUUGGGACAAGGUAAUGAGGAGGACGGACAGAGAAAAUGAGUGGUUUGUAUGCGGAUUCGAUGAGGCGGUGGGUGCCCCUCAGUUAUACCCACAUGGAAUAGUGGAAGCACGUGGGAGACACGCUCCGGAGAUGGGAAGGGGAUUGCAUGGGGUGAAAGUAGACGUGUGGGGCGUAGGUAACUUGGUGAAGACGUGUGGAUUGGGUCCGAAUACUGUGCCAAAGAUGCUUAGAGAGUUGCAAAAUAGGUGCCUAGACCAGAACCCAGAGCAGAGACCCACUGCCGCCGAUUGCUAUCACCACCUGUUGCAAGUGCAGUCAUCACUGCAAUCAUCCUCCUCAGGGGGGCCCUAUUGAAUUGACAGAUGUAAAGCAUAUGCGGUUGUUUGGGCUUGUUUUGUGACUUUUAAUAGUGGGCUGUAUAGGAUGUUAAUUUACAGGGUGGUGGAGAAGAUUGUUAUGGGGGCAGAUUUUGAUACCUUAAAAAUUCAAUUGAGAAGGUUAAAUUUGUUUUCUAGAGAAAAAUGGCGGCUGCUACUGCUGCAGGGCGGCUCAUGGGUUGCAACAGUUGGUUCCUUUCUGUCUAAUCAAGUCUCAGAUUUUCCUAUUUCAUUUCAUUUAAUUGUUGCAGUAUCUUUCUGUGUUUUGAUGUUUUUUUUUUCUUUCCUUGAUCUGUGGUCUGUGUAAUCUGGACGAGUUUUCCUUUGUGAUGAAUUUUGAUCUCAAUUUGUU
Messenger RNA from Manihot esculenta (cassava), 3785 nucleotides. RefSeq lists its product as uncharacterized. The transcript has 4 exons. The record is from RefSeq and is a predicted model, not a curated record. Bases 447 to 3410 code for a protein of 987 amino acids. Lineage: Eukaryota; Viridiplantae; Streptophyta; Magnoliopsida; Malpighiales; Euphorbiaceae.